AUGGCCGUCGUGGAGGUGAACCACCGCCGCAUCCGCGCGGCGAGCCUCAGCCCUGAGGAGGUGGAAUCGAAACGGUGGGAGAUUCUCGCCCGCCUCACGGAGGGCCUCCGCGGCGACGAUCCAACCCUGCAGAUGGUGGUGGAAACGAAGCCCCAGGCGGGGCUCCCUGCCGUGCGGGAGGUUUUCUUUGAAACCAUCCGGCAGGGUGGCGAGCGGGGGGUGCUCAUCCUGGAGCGACCUGCCACAACGAUCCCGUGGGGGCUCCAACUCACCGCGCCCCCAGACACGCCGCCACUUCUCACGAACUUCUCGGAUAAACUGCAGCUCUCGAAGAAGGCAAAAAAUUUCCUCUUCGACCACCGCGGGCGAUUGCGGGUGGUGAGCGUGAACUACCGAGAUACGCAUCGGCAUUUUACGACGGAGCAGCUAAAGCAGUACAUGUCGGUAUCGCUUCUUCUUGCGCUCUCGCUGGAGGUGGCGGACCCGCCAAGCGAAGGGCUCGAGGGUGCGUCUUUCUUUGGCGAUGAGCGGGAUUCCAACGAGGCUGCAAAGGACCCGGCGAGUUCCCUGGGCGCCGGAGAAGCCUAUAAGACGCGGACGAAGGCAGAUGAAAGGGUCGACCAGAUUCGAUUAGACCAUGAGGAGACGACGGAGGAGUCGGCUGGCGACGUUAUUGAUCGCGAUACGAACCUUGUUGGAGACAAGAAAGGCCUGGGAGACGUGGAUGCUCCCGACCCUGAGGUGGAUGAUUGGACAACCCCCAAAGAUUCGCUGUCUGAGCAGCAAGACAACACCUUGGAAGACACGCAAAACGGAUCCCCUGAGUACGAUGCGGAGCCUGAGGAGUAUGAUAGUUUGGAAGCUGAGCUAGAGUCCCCCUCCGCUGCGGAGGAUUUAGAUGAGACGAGGGGGGUUCCUGAUGAAGGCUUGUCGGGGAAAAGUGACUCUGCUGAGCUUCAGGGUGCGGAAACAGAAGAGACAAGCCCGGAAGAGGGCGUUUCAGCCCCGAAAUCAAAUUCAAAGAAAGAUAAAGUGACAUCCAAAAAAGAUAAAAAGUCGAAGAAAACUCCCAAAAGUAAGAAAAAAUCAUCCACGAACGAGCGCAAAAAGAGCUCGAAGAGAGGGGAGGCAACGACUUCGGAGGAUGAGAAUGAUGCUAUCGAUGAAGAUGGAAUCAGUCGCGAGGAAAUAGAUGAAGCCAUAGAACCGUCAGGCGUGGGGAAUCCCAAGACCCUCAACGACCGCAACGCGGCAGCCGACACGCCGUUACUCGAGCCGAAACCAACUUCCGCGGAAAUUGCCAUGCGGGUAGCCGAAGAAGCCCGCCACAACGCCAGUGAUUCCCACAAGACAAAGAAGAGUAAAUCCUCCAAAGAUCCCCUUCCAGAGGCCUCGGAGCGGGGUGCAGCUCCUGGCGAGGAUGCACCUUUGGUGGAUUCGUUGAAAACCUCUGCGGAGGUGGCGAUGGAGGCUGCGGGAAGGGGGGGUGUAAACGGCGAGAUGCCGGCCGUUACCCCCUCCGCACCUUCCGACGUGGCGACGGCAGAGAAUGCCUCCGUUUCCAUCACACAGCUGCUCGCAACGCCCCCGCUGCGGUUUGACAACGACGUGAUCGCGAACAAAUUCGACGGUACGAUGCUGGAGCUCUCUCGGCCAUCCACUGAGGUGCCGUGGAACAUCAAAAUGGCGUUUGUUGGAGACGAGGUUUUGCUGUCGAAGCUGCCGUCCGUCGGGAAUGAGCGGAAGGAUCAUCCCUAUCUCAGGUAUCUUGGCGCGAUGCCGGACGGCAACGUGCGGUGCAUGGUGGAAUCCAUGAAUGGGGUCGACCUACUGGUGGCUAGCAAGUUAGAAAAGACGAAGCUAAUGGACACAGUGAAGAAGAGCACAAAGUUAUCUAUGAUUCUGAAAGUAUUACGUUAA
Messenger RNA from Phytomonas sp. EM1, 1920 nucleotides. The record is from the annotation of a GenBank genome assembly. NCBI's taxonomy places the organism in Eukaryota, Euglenozoa, Kinetoplastea, Trypanosomatida, Trypanosomatidae.